This is a messenger RNA of Penicillium odoratum, 1263 nucleotides long. RefSeq lists its product as uncharacterized. Bases 1 to 1263 code for a protein of 420 amino acids. Lineage: Eukaryota; Fungi; Ascomycota; Eurotiomycetes; Eurotiales; Aspergillaceae. The transcript has a single exon. The record is from RefSeq and is a predicted model, not a curated record.
AUGACCCCGAAACUGGAGCGCGUUCUAAACUCUAGCUUUUUCUUCCUUCUCGCCCUUAUCCUCUUCGGUCUGAUUCUCCUCACACCGGUCGACGCCAUCUACCAAUGCUAUGAAACCAACCAGCUCACUGAUAUUUUUUUCAUAACUGGCGCCUAUGUCAUCACAUUCAUUCUCGCUGUCCUCAUAUACUCGACUCGAAUCUACACAAACAGGAGUACCUUGGCUGGUAUCCCGAAGGCAUGGAUACCCGUGGAGAAAGAAGAUGUGAGCAAGAGCGUCCGCCGCAUGGUGAAAGAGGGACUUGCUCGGAGCGCAGUGAUCUCAUAUCAGGCUCGGCCGCGCGACAUCUCGGGAGAAGUGGACAGCUUUCAGAAUUAUGAACGACUUCUUGUUGACCCUAAACGGCCGCCGUGGGGGCGCGUGGAGCACCCCGGCUGGUCGUCCCCCGCUUCCCCCGACCUACCGGAUCUGCCAUACCAAACAGUCAUCCAGGAAUUGCCCAACCUGAUUGAAGCGAAGGCAGUAUCACUGGCGCCCCCCGACGUCUUCUUUGCUGGGCCGGAUAACUUUGGCCCAGUCGAUGAUCUGGGCCCCCAAUCUUUACCAGAUAUGCGUGUAGUAGAAGUGCUACGGCGACCAGCUUCCAUGGGAUUACGGCAAUACAUCCGCCAUCUGACGUCCUUAGGGGCUAUUGAACCAUCGGGAAUUGGCCCUGAUUUUCUUGCGCUCUACGAACGGGCUCGGUUUUCCUCCCACCAGCUCCAAGAGUUCGAGUUUCGCAACCUGAUGCAAUUGUUUGCGGAGAUCUUGAGAGGCAUGACAUCCCUUGCGCCUCAUACCGUGGAAGACAUUCGCGACAGCGCAAGCUACCGCCGUGCAGAUAGCGAGUCUAUCAUCGGGCCAUCGGAUGAGGAGGGAGAGACGGAUACAGUGGACCAUUACGGGUUUGAUGGUACAUUUGCAUCGAUGCGGAGUAACAGCCUCCGGCCAUCGAAUGCAUCGAGCUGGGAGAACCAAUCGGGGUACGAUACUGCGCCAGCAGUGCAAAGUCCACUUUCUGGAAUGUCACAAGAGAGCGGGUCUUAUCUAGGGCGGGGACUCCGCACUCCGUCGACUCGAUCCUUGCGGCGCGUGCACUCCGGACAAUCCGGCAGUUCUGGAGGAAGUGUGAUUCGGCUGUCACAGCCACAGGAUCGGGGCAAUUUGCCAUAUACCAUCACCUAUACUGGCCGCAGGAAUAAUUGGAAUGGGGGCCCACCUUAA